AUGUCGUCCAACACCGCUGCCGCCACCGCCACCGCCGCUUCGCCCGCGCGCAAGCCGCUGGUGGGCGUGUCGUUCAAGAUGUACUUUGACCUGCCCAAGACGCAGGCCUACAUCAACCACACCCUCUCGCUGCUGGCCUCGGCGCUCCCCACGCUCCAGCGCCAGACCGACGUCUUUGUCAUCCCCGACUUUGUCACGCUCACCACCACAAAGGCGCUCAUCGACGCCGCGUCGCCGCCCCAGGGCCCGCCGCUGCUCGACCUCGGCGCGCAGGACGUCCACUCGACCGACUUCGGCGCCUACACCGGCGAGGUCUCGCCCGUCGUCCUCUCCCAGGUCGGCGUGCGAUUCGUCGAGAUCGGCCACGCCGAGCGCCGCAGGCUGUUUGGCGAGACCGACGACGACGUCGCCAAAAAGGCCAGCGUCAUCACCGCCAACGCCAUGGUCCCGCUCGUCUGCAUCGGCGAAGUGUCGCGCCCGGACAACGAGGCCUCGAUCUCGGACCAAGACCUCGAGCGCACCGUCAUCGCCGAGGUGUGGACGCAGAUCAGGCCCGUCCUCGAGUCGAUCCGCGACCAGGACGACGUCGUCUUCGCCUACGAACCCGUAUGGGCCAUCGGCGCCGCCCAGCCCGCGCCCGCAGACUACGUCGUCAAGGUGACCCAGGCCAUCCGCCGCCGCUACAACCGCGAGUACGCCGGCCGCCGCUCCGACCAGAGCAUGCGCAUCCUCUACGGCGGCAGCGCCGGGCCAGGCCUGUUUGAAAAGCUCAAGGACGGCGUAGAGGGCCUCUUCCUCGGCCGGUUCGCCCACAAGCCCGAAGCGUUCGUCGAGACCAUCAAGGAGAUUGCCGGCGUAAAGGCCGACGCAUGA
Pseudozyma flocculosa PF-1 is the source of this 873-nucleotide messenger RNA. RefSeq lists its product as uncharacterized. Gene Ontology annotation, cellular component: cytosol. Lineage: Eukaryota; Fungi; Basidiomycota; Ustilaginomycetes; Ustilaginales; Ustilaginaceae. Gene Ontology annotation, molecular function: triose-phosphate isomerase activity. Gene Ontology annotation, biological process: glyceraldehyde-3-phosphate biosynthetic process; glycerol catabolic process; gluconeogenesis. Bases 1 to 873 code for a protein of 290 amino acids. The record is from RefSeq and is a predicted model, not a curated record. The transcript has a single exon.